AGGAGGUACGCGAGGCGUCUGGGGCGAAGAUCCAGCUGGCGCGCGACGAGAUGGACGGGCUGCGCCCGUGCCACAUCUCGGGCCCGUUCCAGAACGCCAUGCAAGCCUUGAGUAUGAUCUUCGAGACUACCGAGCCUGGCGCCGCCGUCGAGACCACGCGGCAGCUCGCGGCCAACGAGACUGCCCCUGGGCCCUCCCGCGAUGGCGCCGAGCCCGGACGCGGUGCCGCUGGCCGUGGCGGCGGCCUGGCACUGACCGAUUGCGCCGCGCUCUUCUCGCAGGGGGCUCGUGGGUCGGGGAACGGAGGAGAGUUGGGGAGGGAGGCAGGUCAUGUCGUUAGGCUCAGACUGCCGACCUCCGAACGAGGCAGGCAGGAUAUAUCGCGACAUCUUGGCCCACGGGUCCAAGAAGUGCGAGGGCUUCACUGGAGGCGCACGCACAUGUAGACAUCUUCCUCCUGUUCCCCCUCCUCCUUCCUCCUCCUCCUCCUCCUGCUCCCCCUUCUCCUCCUCAUUGCUCCUUCUGCUUGGUCCCUGCGUGGACGUAGCGCGAACCCAUCUUGAAUUGUGUCGCCAGCAAAAGGCGCGGGGCAGCGGCAGGAAAGAAUACGACUGCGAACAAGGCGCGGCGAGAUGACCUGGGAGAGACGACGCGAGCGCACGAA
Prorocentrum cordatum is the source of this 664-nucleotide messenger RNA. The record is from the annotation of a GenBank genome assembly. Lineage: Eukaryota; Dinophyceae; Prorocentrales; Prorocentraceae.